AUGGCGAUCCAUGCCGACUACCCCGGCCUGACGGUUGAGAUAUUCGUCGACGGCAGACCACUUGAGGAAUACAAGAACCCGGAAGAGAAAGAUGUGCCUAAGACAACCACACAAUACGUCGAGUGCCGGUCUGCUAAGGAGCCGCUAGUCACAUUCCAGUUCAAAUAUCGCUCUAUCGCUGCACUGAAAUCUCUGGGCAUGAUACCGCGCUCACCGAGUCCACCCCCAGUUCCACAGCCAGAGUUGAUCAAGAAGGAAGAACUACCCGAGUCGAUUCCGAAUGUUCCUUCAAGUGCCAGAUCAUCUUCUGCUACCCCACGACCCAAGAGCGCCAGUACUAGUGCCACUCCAGCUCCACUGCAGCGAAGUCCCAACAUCCGUACUCACCACGACCAGUCCAAGCUCACCAAGAAAGACAUGCUCAUCCUCAUCAAGCAUUAUCGCGGUAGCAGCGAGGGUUUGGAAAGUCUUCCGGAGAAGGAACUGGCUAUCCUACUCGGAUCUUAUCGAAAUGAUGAGACGGAGCGUACGCCUAUCAAGCGCGAGCCGGUCGACGACGGCGCUGCGCGCGGACAGGCAAAGAAGCGCAAGCCUGAAGUCAUAGUCCUCGAUGACUGA
Alternaria conjuncta is the source of this 618-nucleotide messenger RNA. RefSeq lists its product as uncharacterized. The record is from RefSeq and is a predicted model, not a curated record. Lineage: Eukaryota; Fungi; Ascomycota; Dothideomycetes; Pleosporales; Pleosporaceae. Bases 1 to 618 code for a protein of 205 amino acids. The transcript has 4 exons.